CGUGCUCUUGGCCUGAAUGAGGUCAAUAUCAGGGUUACACACUCAGGCAUCUGUUAUACCGAUGUCCAUGCAAAGGAAAAGGCUUGUGGGCUAGGUCACGAAGGCGUAGGUAUAGUCACUGACCUCGGAGCCAAUGUGACAUCUAUGAGUCUUGGCGAUCGAGUUGGUUGGNGGUCUUGCGGCACUUGCUCCAUCUGUGUCGAUGGAUAUCGCCAGUACUGCGCUCAAGCAAGCGGCUUUGCUNUUUGUGAUCAUGAGCAAGGUGCUUUCGCAGACUUUCAUAUUAUCGAUGCCGAUUUUGCAUACCAUAUCCCGGCCGAGAUACCUUCUUGGCAAGCCGGUGUAUUCAUGUGUGCCGGUGCUUCUACGUACGAAGCCCUGGAUGCAGCUGGCACGAAACCUCAUCAUCGUGUCGGUGUUGUGGGUCUAGGCGGUCUCGGUCACAUGGCCAUUCUUUUCGCCCGGGCAAUGGGCUGCGCUGUUACCGUCUUCUCGAGCUCAGUUGGAAAACCAAUGAGCAAAGCCAGAGACGCUUUCGAACUGGGCGCUGACGAGCUUCGAGUCUUGAGCAAGAUCAAAUAUUCCAUCAAACCAAGCACCUCGGGAAGAGGUCAUGAUAUAAUUGACUCCGGACCCGUAUCGCCCAUAGACAUUCUACUCGUCUGUGCUAACGACACGCCGGACCUAGAGAUCAUUCUGCCUUUUCUGGCACGCAGAGCAACGAUCGUCCUCAUGUCGAUACAGGAGAAGUCUCUGGUCAUUCCAUAUAUGCCUUUUAUACUUCCUGGUCACAAAAUCAUCGCUUCUACUGAGGCUUCCAGGAAGAACCAUCUCGCCAUGAUUCAAUUCGCAGCUAAGCAUAAAAUAUCACCCUGGAUAGAGCGAUUUCCCAUGACCGAAGACGGUCUCGAAGAUGCUUUUGAGAAGCUAGAGCGUGGCGAGAUGAGGUUUAGAGGAGUGCUCGAGAUGCUUGCAACUGUAAUAUAG
Messenger RNA from Aureobasidium vineae, 987 nucleotides. The record is from the annotation of a GenBank genome assembly. Lineage: Eukaryota; Fungi; Ascomycota; Dothideomycetes; Dothideales; Saccotheciaceae.